Molecule: messenger RNA, 942 nt
Organism: Austrofundulus limnaeus
Lineage: Eukaryota; Metazoa; Chordata; Actinopteri; Cyprinodontiformes; Rivulidae
Gene: frg1
Product: FSHD region gene 1
Exons: 9
Coding region: 59-826 (255 amino acids)
Cellular component (GO): striated muscle dense body; catalytic step 2 spliceosome; nucleolus
Molecular function (GO): actin filament binding
Source: RefSeq, a predicted model, not a curated record
UACUUUCACAAGCCCUGCCCCUUUGUUUGCUUGUUAGCCGCUAACGCUAGGAGAAGAGAUGGCUGAAUAUUCAAAUGUAAAAUCAACUAAGUUGGUUUUGAAAGGUCUGAACAAAGGAAAAAAGAAGAAAAACAAGGAUAAAAAGAGGAAAGCUGCAGAUGAAGGAGACAAACUUGAUGUUAUUGGUGGUUGGUGGUGUGUCAGUAGUUUUGGAGACAUCACAGGGACAGUUGCAAUAGAAAUGCAGAACAACUCGUACAUCCAUGCCUUAGAUACUGGCCUCUUCACGCUGGGUGCGCCACACAAAGAUGAUGAAGGACCAGACCCCCCAGAACAGUUUUCUGCCAUCAAGCUCUCAGACUCACGGAUGGCUUUAAAAUCUGGAUAUGGAAAGUACCUUGGCAUCAACUCUGAGGGUUUGGUGGUGGGGCGCUCUGAUGCCAUUGGCUCAAGAGAACAAUGGGAACCAGUCUUCCAGGAUGGUAAAAUGGCUCUCAUGGCAGCAAAUAGCUGCUUCAUCUCCUACAGUGACAAUGGGGACAUUGUGGCCGAAAGCAAGACAGCGGGGGACAGCGAGAUGCUAAAGAUCCGAACAAACACAGAACGAGAGGCCAAGCGUAAAGAUGAUAUUGCAGAUGAAGACAGGGGCAACGUGAAAUCCUGCGAGAUCAAUUAUGUGAAGAAGUUUCAGAGCUUUCAGGACAGGAGGCUGAGGGUUAAUGAGGAAGACUCUGUGACCCUGAAGAAAGCCAGGACAGAUGGGAAAUUCCACGAAGCUUUGCUCGACAGGAGAAGCAAAAUGAAAGCAGACAGGUACUGCAAAUGAAGCCUCGGUGGACAACUGCUCAGUUUGAUUAAUGUUUUCAUUUUGUAGAUGUGAUUAUUUGAAAUGGCUGUUUUACUUUUUAUAUAUAUUCAAUAAACCCUUUAUGGUUAAACUAG